Molecule: messenger RNA, 3882 nt
Organism: Phytomonas sp. EM1
Lineage: Eukaryota; Euglenozoa; Kinetoplastea; Trypanosomatida; Trypanosomatidae
Source: the annotation of a GenBank genome assembly
AUGGCUGCUGUAGAUUUCCGCGUGAGUGCCGAUGGCACCACUGUGAUGUCGGACUACCACAUCUGUAAGUAUGACCCCAUUUUAGGGGUAUUCAUUUUUGUCGGCAGUGAGGCAAGCGUUCUGGUGGUUGGAAAGGACCUGACGCGUCGGCUUCUUCCGUUGAUGCAUCACGGCACGCACUGGUUGGAUUGCUUUAUUUACGCCGGGACGACCACCUUCCUGCUGCUCGCGCCGGAGGCGUUAGUUUGCGCGGAUUACGGCACCCGAGGGGAGGAUUCCAUGCUCUCCUCACCCAACCACACGGCCGCCUUCACCUGCCUCCACCUGCCGACGGGCCUCACAUGUGGGGCGGUUGGCCACAAGAACGGCAUCGUCUCGUACUUUCAUCUGCAGCCCGCGGCGGACGAAACGAGGAAGCGCUCGCAGAUCGCGUGGACUGCCGUCUCGACCAACGUGCGUGAGCUUUGCGCGCCCUUUGUGGAGGAUGUCGGCGCUCUAGGAGGAGGUCCGUCCAAUGAAGCGGCGGAGAGGUUUUUCGUGCCGGGUUCCGUGCUUUCGAUGGAUUCCUACCCCGAGAACCCCAAUGCUUUCGUCGGGGUUGUGGCCGGGGUACCCGGGGUUUGCAAGUGGUACGUGGAUGAGGGACGUUUAAGCUGCUUCUUUGACGCUCGCUGCCUCGCCGUCCAGACAGGCGGCAUCCUUGUUACCUGCAAAAUCACCCCGGGCGGUAUGUAUGUAGUGGCGGCUACACUUUAUGCUACCAAAGUUAUCGUAUGGUGUGAUAAGACGAAGAAGCGCAACAAGAUCGUCGAUUUGUACUGGACCGUUGAUCUGAGCGAGAGCAUUACGAGGGGGGUUCAACAAAGUUCCUCUAGCGAUCCCUUUUGGUAUAACGAAUAUCGUGUUGGCAUUCACAUGGCCCGCGCCACUCUCGAUGGGGUUCCCUCUACCGACAAGCACAGUCAUAUGUACUUGCUGAUUCACGGCCAGAGCGAUAUCGUGGAGAUUGUCCUUUGGCUUGAGUUAAAACAGGUGGUGCGACGGGAGCAGGUUAUCGCGUACCUGAACGCGUACACCGCCGCGACCGGCGACGUGGCAGCAGCAAGGGAGCAGCCUCAAAAAGCACGGCGUUGCGCCGACGACGCCGAUGCGGAGGGCUACUUCAAGAUUUUCCAUGUUGAACCCUGUGCGAUAUCUAAGUACUGGGCUAGCACGUUGACAUAUACUGACUUGCAAGCCCUCCUGAUCACGAGCUCUAGUGGCUUAAAGCCCAUUCUUGCCAAGCGAAGUCAGGAAACGGGUGGGAUCGAGAGUUUGCAGGAGAUUCGAGAGCUAAGUGCGUCCGCCGCGUGGUUCCCGCGCGCCAUCCUGCUACGUUUGCCCGCGAUCCACACCCGCGCGCUGGCCGCAGAGCUCCAGCGCGUCCCGCCGCACUCCUUAUGGGAGCAGCUCCUCCGCGGCGGCGACGCGUUGCUACCGCAGGCGUUGAGCGAAACCGAGGCGUGCGAUUCCGCCGGGCAUUCCCGGACUCCGCUGUGGCGUGGAGUGAUUUUCGCAACGGUUACGGACGCCGCACAGGCGGUCUGUUUAUCCCCCCAAACAAACGAGAUCUUCGCCGUGAACUCGACGGUGUUGCAGAACUGCACGCCAUGGGAGACUCUCGCGAUGGCGCAGGACGCCGCGACGCUGGUGCUGGAGGAAGCCCUGCCGGCCCUGGAUGUUGCGUUUUUGCCGAACGAGAUCAUUCUCCGUGUGUACUCGACGGAGUCGAGCGUUAUGGCGAUGAAAUUUGACAUUCGCCGAAACGGUGGCGCGUUGUUGUGGAAUUUGGACAGUGCGGCGCUCCAUUUGGAAAGCAGCACUAGGUCAGACUCUCGUUUGGUAAAGGAGGCGAUCGUCGUCGACGCUCACCUGGAGCCGUCAUCAACCAACUCGGUGAUGUCAAUUUAUCAGACCGGGAAGAGCCUGUUGUUGCUUCUAAAAGACUCCUCCAUCGCGUUGGUGGAUUUAAGCGGCGCGAAGAGUGAGGAUGGGAAGCCGUUCAUGAUUCUUAUUCCUCCUGAACUAACACCAGCUGACACCACAAGUGUGUGCAUAGAGGCUUUUUGGGCUUCCAACGCCUCCGCUGGCGCGGCUGUGGAUGGCAAAAUCUUCUGCGUAGUUUGCCUCUUCGCGGACGGCAAGGGUUUUUUGGUGUUUAAUCUAAGCAACAUGCGCAUCGUCACAUAUCAGCAGCCAUCCUAUUUACUAAAUGCGACUGAAUUAAGGGUCACAAAUGCGCUAACGCCCUUGCUGCCUAACUUUUGUGAUGAGAUUCAAGAGUUUGAAGUCACCCUAGAAGCUGCUAAUAUACCAGAUGAAGUGGGUGAGUAUGGCGAGGUCGUGUGCAGUGAUGCCCUUGGGGUGCGUGUUUUCACCCUCAUGAUUGGGUUUGGCCUUUCAGCGGAUGACGGCGGCUGGUGUUUUAGGGUAAAACACGCUCCAUUGAAAUCUGAGAAAGGUCCUAAAGGGGCGUCGGGAUGGGUCUCCAUUGAUUCUUCGGCCUCCGUGCUCCAGAUUACAUUUAACAUCAGUGCGGAUGGCACUACGUUGGACUGGCUUGUGGGUGGUCACACCGGUGAUGCGCAGCCAGCCAUACAGUUACCAGGAACGAUUGUGGAUGUAAGCGCGCGCUGGCAUCUUGGAAGAGCAGAGUUUUCCUACUCCACACCAACAGGGGAUUUGUGUAGUCAACUACUCAACCCAGACUUGUUCCCAGCCAACUGCAACCUUUCUGAGAAGACUUCCGGUGGACCGCGCAAGGAAUGUUCACCAAUCACAAUUGCUUUCAUCAGCAGAAGUGAGAUCACCCUGGUCGACGUGACGGCUUUAUUGGCUGCGCAGACGAGUUUCCCACUUGGAUGUGAGAAUGCCAGUAACAACAGUUCGUUUUCUUCAGGUGGUUUGCCCACGCCAGUGGUAUGUCGCAUCGACCCGGCCCGUAGGUUGGACUCUUUCCACGUUUUGCGCAGGCGCGGCGCUUUGCUUGUGAUUACAUGUGAUACUAACGGCUGGCGUUGGAUCAACAUUCUUGAUAGCCAAACGGCAAAGCCGCGGAUGCAAGGCCACGCCACGUUGGAUUUCGUCGGUGAGGAACACCUUCAUGUCCUCACGGUAGAAAUCAACAACGUGUUGCACCUCUACAUGCUGGGGAUGGAUAGUGGGGUGAUGGGACACUUUUGCAUCGAGACUACGCUUGGUGCGUGCAACAAAAGCAUUAUAAUUGAGCGGGAAGUAUUCCCUAAGCCAAGGUAUCAAACAGUUCCGUCUAACUACUGCGCCUACGCCCGCUUCAUCCCACCAAUACCAACCUUAAAGCAAGAGAGGGGCUUCUUCGAGCGCCUCCUGACGGUGCCUUGGGAGGAUGUCGCACAAAAGCUCGAAUUUGAGACAUUCCACCGUGUUCAAUCAUCAACGUCGGAAGCCCCUCGAGGGAGUUCUGAUCGCGCGGUACGAUCAUCAAAAGCGAAACCCAUCACAAAACCACGAACCGAAAUACAGGCAUCUAGAGAGGAGCUCGAUGCCUCGAACCGAGCCCAACAGCAGCAGGAAAUUCGUUUGAAGGAACGAGAGGAGCUGCUGCAAUCCAACGCUCGGGCGACGUCAGACUCUGCUCCGCCAGCUGGGAGUCGUUAUCUCCAGCUAAAAGCAAUUGCGAAACGCGAAAAUGUGAGUUUGACAGAGGCAAGGCGGCUCAUGAGCGAAGGAAUGCGUAAACUUCAAGAGCGAGGUGAAAAAUUAAACCAAAUAGAGAGUAGAUCGAGAGAGCUGGCGCAAAGCGCGCUUACCUUUCAGCAGUUAGCAACCCAACUGAAAGAAAAGACUAGGAGUAGCUGGCUCUAA